Messenger RNA from Aricia agestis (brown argus), 2619 nucleotides. Its product is annotated as tubulin beta chain-like. Gene Ontology annotation, biological process: mitotic cell cycle; microtubule cytoskeleton organization. The coding region runs from base 533 to 1918 and encodes 461 amino acids. The transcript has 12 exons. NCBI's taxonomy places the organism in Eukaryota, Metazoa, Arthropoda, Insecta, Lepidoptera, Lycaenidae. The record is from RefSeq and is a predicted model, not a curated record. Gene Ontology annotation, molecular function: structural constituent of cytoskeleton; GTP binding; GTPase activity. Gene Ontology annotation, cellular component: cytoplasm; microtubule.
AAUGAAUUACGAAAGUCGAAAAUCGAAAUUAACCAAGUUCAGGAAUAAAUACGGUUUUAUAGCGACGCGCACUUAAUAAGGAAAAGUUUUGCAAAAUCAUUUAGCUCUAAGCAAAUGAUUCAUGAAGAUAUUAUUAUCUACGCAGAUAUAAUCCUAUAAAUACACAACCUACAGUUAUAGUAAUGCACCGCGAGGCACCGCGCCUUCAUUUUCCGAUUAUGAACUGUUAAAAAUUGUUUCCCUACAAUAUAUAAACCAGAUAUCAAAGAACUCUCUUACGUUGGAUCAUAUUGUUAUGCCACAGGUCAAAUAUUUCGGUCGUUUUAUGUAAUAAAUGUAAUCAUCGCACCUUAUCAAUAUUCUACGAACGUUAUGAUAACGCAGUGAUAAGACUCAACUUUGUCAUUUUCGAAUUACAUUUCGAUAUGACUGUGUAAAUAGUAUUCUCUGUUUGAAAUAUUCAAUUUUUAUUUUAAAUUUAUUUUUUUAAAUUUUGUGUCUAACUUCUUUGUGUUUGUGAAUAUUGUGGAAAAUGCGUGAAAUUGUGCACGUUCAAGCCGGCCAGUGCGGCAACCAGAUUGGUUCUAAGUUUUGGGAGAUAAUAUCUGAUGAGCAUGGCAUUGACACGACGGGGAUGUACCGGGGUGAGAACCCGCUGCAGAAGGAGCGCCUCAACGUCUACUACAACGAGGCCUCCUCAGGCAGGUACGUGCCGCGCGCCGUGCUGGUAGACCUGGAGCCCGGCACCAUGGACUCCGUGAGGGCGGGGCCCUACGGCCAGCUGUUCAGACCUGACAACUUCGUCUUCGGACAGAGCGGAGCCGGUAACAACUGGGCAAAAGGCCAUUACACUGAAGGUGCGGAGUUGGUGGACGCUGUGCUGGACGUCAUCAGGAAAGAAUCCGAAGGGUGUGACUGUCUACAAGGUUUUCAACUGACACACUCGUUGGGCGGUGGCACUGGAUCAGGCAUGGGCACGUUGCUGCUCAGCAAGAUCCGCGAGGAGUUCCCCGACAGAAUCAUGACCACAUUCAGCGUCGUGCCUUCGCCUAAGGUGAGCGAAGUAGUCCUGGAGCCGUACAACGCGACGCUCUCUAUGCACCAGCUGGUGGAGAACACGGACAUGACGUUCUGCAUCGACAAUGAGGCUCUCUACAACAUCUGCUUCAGAACUCUCCGCCUCAGCAGCCCCGGAUAUAGUGACUUGAACCAUUUGAUCUCGAUGACGAUGUCAGGUGUAACGACGUGUCUUCGGUUCCCGGGUCAGCUGAACGCCGAUCUGCGCAAGCUAGCCGUCAACAUGGUUCCUUUCCCCAGACUCCACUUCUUUAUGCCUGGUUUCGCGCCUCUAACAGCUAAAAACUCAUUCAAUUACCGUCCGCAAACUGUCCCGGAAUUAAUGAGCCAGAUGUUUAACCCUGGCAACAUGAUGACGGCGUGCGACCCGCGCCACGGCCGCUACCUCACCGUGGCCACCAUGUUCCGCGGCCGCAUGUCCAUGCGCGAAGUUGACGACCAAGUCCUCGCCAUACAGAACAAGAAUUCCAGCUACUUCGUAGAAUGGAUCCCCAAUAAUCUGAAGGUGUCGGUGUGCGACAUUCCGCCGCGCGGGCUCAAGAUGUCCGCGACCUUCAUAGGCAACACCACCGCCAUCCAGGAGGUCUUCAAGCGCAUCUCCGAACAGUUCACCGCCAUGUUCAGGAGAAAGGCUUUCCUCCACUGGUACACGGGCGAGGGCAUGGACGAGAUGGAGUUCACGGAGGCUGCCAGUAACAUGAGCGACCUGAUCUCCGAGUACCAGCAGUAUCAGGAGGCGAGCGCUGACGAUGAGGAAGUAGAGUUCGAUGAGGAGGAGGAGGACCAACACUACGUCCAGGAGGAGCCGCAGUACUCCAACACUUCCGCGAUCCUGGAGUAGUGACACACUCUUUGUUUUCAUACAAACACCAUCAGUUUGAAUGUAUGCGUGCUCGCCUAUAUGCACACACACCUCCGCCUCCUUCGUUAGCCGAUAAGUGUGUGCGUGUCCAUAAGCGAACAGCGCACAAACACUUAACUGAUCCCAGUUUGUAUAAAGAUGUUCUGUACUAUUAUGUUAAGAUGUUUUAUAAUGCUUUGCUGAGCCAUGGAGCGAAUUUUAUAUUGUUUAUAUUUUAAAGUUGUUUUCUAUGUAACGCCGCCGUGUGAUGAAAAAGUGAGAUGCAACACAACCCAUUGCAGUGACGUGACAAUUUGACGUGUGAAAUAGUCGUCUGUCGAAUCAUUUUUUCGCAAUUUCAGGGUACUAAAGGGGUAAAUGGUUGAAGAGCUUGUCUAUGGUUGUUUGAGAAUUGGUGAAAUUUUAUUUGCCACCAGGUGCCGCGAUAUAUAGCCUUAACCCUUAGGGUCUAUCUUGUCGAACUGCUAUCGUAUGUUAUGAUAUAGCUGUAAUAUGUAACGACUCAAUCAUGUGUCUCGAUAAUAUGUCUACUCGACCUGACGGCUACAUCGCGGCAACUGGUGGCAAAUAGAAUUUCAACAUCCCACAUUGUUCCCCGCCUCAAUGAUCAUUAUAAAAAACAAUUAUUUGAUAUUUUAACCAUGGCUCUAGUCUUGUUGUGUUGUGUUUUUGUAUGCUUA